CCCAGGAAUGGCCUCACGUCCUGUUGUGAAACUUUCCAGAGAGUCUGGUAUUAGGGUGUCUUCUAGCUGUCCUAGUAGCCCAGAGAAGCCGUCAGGGCUGAGCUCGAAGGAUGAGGAAGGCUGGGCUCUGGGGACUCCUGUUGGUGUUCUUUGUCUCAGAAGUCAAAGCUGCCAUUGUCCCAGAGGAAGAAAGGUAUGAUCUAGUUGAGGGCCAGACCUUGACAGUGAACUGUCCCUUCAACAUCAUGAAGUAUGCCAGAAGCAGGAAGGCUUGGCAGAGGCUAUCAGCUGGGAAGGAACCCUUGACCCUGGUGGUCACAGAGAGGUCCUCUACAACAUCCAGUGAAGUCCGUGUGGGGAAGUACACCCUGAAAGAUGACCCUACCGAGGCCAUGUUAUUUGUUCAAAUGACUGACCUUCAAGUGACAGACUCUGGAUUAUAUCGUUGUGUGAUUUACCAUCCUCCGAACGACCCUGUUCUGCUCUUCCAUCCCGUCCGCCUGGUGGUGACCAAGGGUUCUUCAGGUGUGUCCGUUCCUGACAUCAUUCCUACCACAAAGCCGACUGAGGUUCCCGUCCUCAUUACCACAAAACACUCAACUCCAACCCGAUCCCUACCCAAGUCCACUGCUGUUGUUUCCUCUCCUGAUCCUGGAGUCACCAUCAACAAUGGGACAGAUCCUACGAGUGUCUCCACAUACAAUGUUGUUGUUCCCGUGGUCUGUGGGCUCCUCAUCAAAACUCUGAUCUUCUUCGUCUUAUUCGUUGUCACAAAGAGGUCAUUUGGAUGACAGAUCUUGAAGCUACACAAUAGUGACCUUCAGCCAUGUCUAUCUCACAGAAGGAGCUGACAUGGGGGGGGGUAUAGAGGAACUGUGACACGAAUUGAGCCUGUAAUCAUAGGUGACAUCUAAGGCUCAGGAUGUCCCCACCUGGUCCUGCCCACCCUCCUCAUCUCAUCCAUCAUUUAGGGAACAUGUUCUGCACCCUCAGGAAAGAGGAACCAAUUCCUAGAACACUCUGGUCUUUCCCCCUUAAUAGGUGGGUUUGUCUGAAAUAAAGACAGAGCAAAGUACUUCUCCCUGUCUCCUUUUGGGGCAGUCAUGAAGAUUAAGGUUUCCAUGCUAUCCCCAUCCCUUGUCCUUCCCCUGGACCGUACAAUUCUAGCCACCUUGGCAGGUCCCUUGCUCGUGAAGCAGCCUGCUCUCCCACCUCUGGGGCCUUCUGCUCUGGGAGUCAGACACUCAGAUUUCUGCCUUCACCUGUGCUCCUCGGAACACUCCCAACCAUGGAUCAAGAAGACAAGAUCCCACCUUGACAAUAAUGCAACUGGGAGAGAGGAAUCAAGAUAAACUGGGAAACUGCUGUUUCCUGGGAAACACCUAGAGAAGCAGAUGGCAUCUGUAGGUUUGGAUCAGUACAGCACAUCAACAUGCUGUGUUCAUUUUAUCAUUGACUCCUCAGUGCAUCCCAUGAGCAUCAAGGAGUGUGUGAGCAGAGUGAGGCCGCAGGAGUGAGGCCAUCACCUCUUGUCAAGAAUGAAAUGUAGAGAGCUCCCUUGGAGAGACAGGGAAGUGGAGGCUCCAAAGGCAGGGGGAUGGAGAGCCAGGUUCUGCUCUAGCUGAAUGCCUUUUUGCCUGGACUGAGGCAGGGGCCAGCAUGACAAGGGUCCCAACCCAAGCUGUCCCCCUGUGUGCCUCUGCCUCCCACCCACCUUCCUUCACCUCUCAGUCUCCUCCCAGGUACUCUAUGACUCCAGUGCUUUCUCUGGGACAUAUCAGCACUUUCUUGUUCCCACCUCUUUGGGCUCUACAGACAAAGUGGCCCCAUGGGGCAUGGGGGGAGGAUCUUACAUGAGCUCAUUCUAUGUCAGCAAUGGCUGGAGCCAACUUCAUCCCAAGGUUCCCAAGAGCAAACACAUCACCACAUAGCAUCCAGCUCAUGUGAUCUCCAGUGGUGCUCUGGGACAACAUUUGAAGUACUGAUACAGACGCUGUUCACGUUGCUAUGUUUGCUUUCUGACUGGAGAGCGGAGUAGAGGUUUAUUGCCCAGUGGGUAAAAUGCUUCUUGAGAAAGCCUGGAGACCAGAGUUCAAGCUAUAAGAGCAAUGUAAAAGAAGCUGGUUAGGGUGAGCCUGCCUAUUAUCUCAGCCCUGGGGAAGCUGAAACAGCCAGUUCCCUGGGACUUGGGGAUCAGUUAGAGAACAUCUUCUGGUCAGUGAGAGACCCUGUGUCAAGAAGAACAAAACAAAAACAAGGAUAACAGCACACACACACACAGAGACGCAGAAGCACAUACACACUUACACACUUACACACACACACUUACACACACACUUACACACACACAUACACACUUACACUUGCCACACCCACUCCAGUAGAGUCUGUAUGACAUGAAGCUCUUGUGCUUCGUUUCUAUCCAGAACAGAGGCCUGUGCCUGGAAUGGCUUGGCCUCCUGGAGGUCCCUGGCAGUCUCCCUACAAACAGAUGAUGACUAGGGUCUGUGCUUGCAGUGGAGGUGCCUUCUGUGUUUUAGCCUUCGUGAUCUUAGCAACUUUAAGCCUGUCAACAAUAUCUGAUUUUAAGAAUAUAGCAGUGUGGGAAGAUGGUCAUGUACCUUUAGAUGUCUCAGGAACUGAAAGUUCAGAGAUGGAAACAUCUCACACCAUCAUGAUCCUGAUAAACUCAACGGCUGCAAUGAAUACAACUGCUGCACCCAUUAGUUCCCAGCAAAUAGGAGAGAAAUUAAUUACAGUUACUAACAACAUGGCUGUUCCAGAAAAGCCUUUCCCCCCUUUUGGGAAAGUUUUGUUUCGCAUGAUUCAAAUUAGUAAUGAUUCUUCUAGGAAGAUCAUAGACAAGUUCCAACAAGUUGGACAAACUUAUCAAGAGUUAACUAGAAGAAAAAGAGAAGCUAACAUUGAGCAAGAAGUGAAAGAAAUUAUAAAAUGGUUACAAAAGUUUCCAUAUUAUUCUGAGGGGCCAUAAAUAUAGAGUUUAAACUUUAUUAUGACAAAGAUAAACGAUGGAUGCAUGCCUGGUGCCCACAAAUCUGGCAGUAUAGCUGCAGUUUUUUUAAACUAUUGUUUGCAGCUGAGAACUGUUUCCUAGACUGUAUGUUUAGCUUUCCUCUUUGCAAGGGACAUUGGUGUGGUAAUGAAUAAGAGCUGGAUGACUGCCAAUUAUGAUGUACCUGUUGUAACUGCUUAAACAUACGCCAAGAAGUAAAGCUUAUUGCAGCAGUGCACACCUCAA
Rattus norvegicus (Norway rat) is the source of this 3259-nucleotide messenger RNA. The record is from RefSeq and is a predicted model, not a curated record. Lineage: Eukaryota; Metazoa; Chordata; Mammalia; Rodentia; Muridae.